AAGGACAAACCAAUUAUCCAAUCUAAGACUAGUUACUAGUGUAAUCAAAUAUGGCCGAGGAGGAAGUGAAGCUGUAUGGAACUUGGAGGAGCCCAUAUAGUCGCAGGGUGGAAAUAGCUCUGAAACUCAAAGGUGUCCAACACAAGUACUAUGAAGAAGACCUGACCAACAAGAGCCCUGCGCUCCUCAAGUACAACCCGGUUCACAAGAAGAUCCCCGUGCUUGUUCAUGGUGAGAAAGUAAUUGCAGAGUCUCAUGUCAUUCUGGAGUACAUCGACGAGACCUGGAAGGGCUAUAACAUACUACCUAAAGAUCCUUGUGAAAAGGCCAAGGCGCGCUUCUGGGCUAGGUUCAUCGAUGAAAAGUGUAUUCCUGCGCUAAAGAAAGCUUGCGCGAGUAUUGCUGAGGAGCGUGAGAAGGCCGUGGAAGAAGCAUGUGAGCUUCUACAGCUGCUUGAAGAUGAGCUCAAGCAUAAGAAGUACUUUGGAGGAGAUUGUAUUGGACUGGUGGACAUUGUUGCCAACUUCAUAAGCCACUGGCUUAAAGUUGUCCAAGAAGUUGUGGGAGUGGAGCUGUUAACCAUAAAGAAAUUUCCCAGGCUGUGUGAAUGGAGCGAGCACUUUGUGUGCCACCAUGCUGUUAAGGACUGUCUGCCUCCUAAAGAAAAGCUUCUCGCUGUGUUCCAUUCUCACUAUGGAAGCGCUACAACUUCUAAGUGCUAAAUGGUUCAUGCUUAUAGGCAUUUGAUCGUGAAGAAAUAUCAGAUCGAAUGAAUAUGGUUAUUGUACGUAAAUAAAUAUGUGAUUGUAUGGAUAUGGAUUGUACAUAAAUAAAAGUCAAGGUUAUGCUUCUUCUAUGUGAGGGGAAUAGCUCCUCGCAUAUAAUAUACGCAUUGUAAUUCUGAAAAUUCAUAUUUGCUGUUUUUAGUUUCUUU
Fragaria vesca subsp. vesca is the source of this 934-nucleotide messenger RNA. RefSeq names its product glutathione S-transferase U8-like. Lineage: Eukaryota; Viridiplantae; Streptophyta; Magnoliopsida; Rosales; Rosaceae. Gene Ontology annotation, molecular function: glutathione transferase activity. The coding region runs from base 51 to 722 and encodes 223 amino acids. Gene Ontology annotation, biological process: glutathione metabolic process. The record is from RefSeq and is a predicted model, not a curated record. The transcript has 2 exons. Gene Ontology annotation, cellular component: cytoplasm.